Opisthorchis viverrini is the source of this 6751-nucleotide messenger RNA. RefSeq lists its product as hypothetical. Gene Ontology annotation, molecular function: calcium ion binding; cadherin binding. The record is from RefSeq and is a predicted model, not a curated record. The annotation marks the transcript as partial. NCBI's taxonomy places the organism in Eukaryota, Metazoa, Platyhelminthes, Trematoda, Opisthorchiida, Opisthorchiidae. Gene Ontology annotation, biological process: homophilic cell-cell adhesion. Gene Ontology annotation, cellular component: plasma membrane; catenin complex. The transcript is spliced from 15 exons.
GUGAUUUGCUUCUGGAAGGUGAAUUGGAUCAUGAGCGUGUCUCCUCCUACUUCCUUACGGUGGAGGCUCGCGACCAUGGUGAUCCGCCUCUGAGUACCACAACCGUCGUCACUGUUACUGUCGACGAUGUCAAUGACAACCGACCGCAAUUUGUAGGACGCCAACCGUUGCCUGACUCCAGCUUGGUUAGUAAGAUCAUUCCAGAUGGGCUCAAAGAUCUGCUAGCGCACUUUUACUCGUUCACUGUGGUUGAGAACAGUCGGAACGGAACUUUAGUUGGUCGGCUUCAGGCAGUGGAUGCUGAUAGUGGAGAAAACGGUCGAUUGAGUUAUCAUCUGUCUAUGUUAAACUCCACGGAAUGGAUGUCCUUCAUAUAUAAACCGCCUAAAUCGGCCUGGGAACUACUCUCACCGUCUGAGGUGAACACCCGAUUCCAAGUUGAUUCCAAAACCGGCCGCCUGACUCUGCUGUUCGAACCAGACCGAGAACUGAUAGACGAAUAUUGGAUGACUGCUUCCGUUACCGACCAUGGGUCACCAAAAGCACUCACAAGUCAGACGCUGAUUCGUGUACGUGUGCAAGAUAUCAACGAUUGCCCUCCGGUGUUUGAGAAACCAAAUUACGAGUUCAUCGUGGAGGUUGAUCGUGCCGGCGGCGUUAGCGGGUGUCAUGAAUCGCAGUGUAUUUCCCUCCUCAACCCGUGUCAGCCGGCUAAUCCGCAGAUCCAGUCCGAAACUUGCCUGGCACCGUUUGUGGGGAAGGUUCUGGUCGGUCGGCUGCGAAUCACUGAUGCGGACGCAGACCCAAACGCCGGCCCUUUCACGUGCCAGCUAACCCAUUCAGGUUCCGUACAGUCUGGAUCCGAUGGUGCCCGCAGUGAGGGUCUCUUCUCUGUGCGAAAUUCCUCUCAGUUGGAUCAGAUCAACGCGACAGUGUCAACGGGCGAAUGCCUUUUAUACGCAGUCGAUCAACUGCCGGUUGGCAGUCAAAGUUUGAUUCUGCGUGCCACCGAUAACGGCUUAACUGCAUUGCAUGCCAGUGUAACCGUCACAAUUCGCGUGGUGCGCCAGGCCAAUCUUCCACCGGAAAUUGUCCGAGGCAACGCCACUUUGACCUACUACCGUGGUUCAGCGGCUUGGCAACAUCAUCUUGAGUCCACAACGACAGUGGUUGGUGCCAUAGACGACCUUAUUUCUAAUUUGGUCGUGGCCCGUGUCACUGUUAAAGAUCGUACUGCACACGAUCGUCUCACAUUCGAACUCAUUCCUUCCAGUCCGAGUGCAAGUCUGUUUCGUGUCGAUCGAUACGACGGUACCAUUCGUUCCGCAUUCACUACUGGAAAGUCAGACGCACAGUCCGUCGGUAGUCCCAAACCGACGGAUGAUGCGUUUCAAGAAGCCAAGCCGGUUUCUAACCCAAUGCACUCGUCUCUGGCCACUCCCUUAAGCCGCCUAGAUUCCGGACUUUACCCUCUGCGAAUUCGUGUAUCCAAUGGAACUUUAGCCUCCGAGGAGGUUCUCUACAUUCAGGUGGUCUCAAUUACGGACGAAAUGUUGGAAUCUGCAACCGUAAUCCGAAUAUCUAACCUGUUACCGAACCUAUUCUACAUGGAGAACUACGAUCGUCGUCUACGAGCACAUCUAGCUUCAGCUUUAUUGUCGGAUGUGCGAACAGCCAUAGCGUUGACUAGUAGGCCAAGUGCCCAUCUCGAAGACAACAUCUACAUACUGUCUGUCCAGGAGGCCGACCAUGUUCUUAUCACUACGGCGAACUCGCCCUAUCAUAACCGGAUACCACGGAGUUUGGAUCGAGCGGUCGAUGUGCUCAUCGUCGCCUAUCACCCGGAGCAGCGUCAAUUCAUCAAACCUCCCGUGAUUGCACAGGCAGUACAGCGGAUUUCUGGAUCACUUUCUGCCGAAUUCAAUGGGAAAGUUGAAGUGAUUUAUGAUGUUUGUACCGCCCAGUUCUGCCCCCGUGGUCGCUGUUUCACCCGAAUAACAAUUGAUCCAAACGGGGUGAUGAACCGAAUUGAAGUGCACCGGGUUAGCCAGGUCUCUCCUCGUUUUAGUCUCUCGCCUACUUGUCGUUGUCCACGUCACUUCACCGGCUUGCGCUGUGAUACCCCACUCAACGGCUGUGCGCUGGCUUCUUGUCCAAGUCCACGUAUCUGCCUUCCUCAUGGUGCAAAUGGUCAUGUUUGUAUAUGCCCUCCACCUCGGACUGGACCCAACUGUGAAUCUGUCCAGGCAGUCGGUUUAAAGGAUCCGUGCUACUCCGAACGGUGCUUUAAAGAUCGGGAACACGGCCCGCUACAGUUCACUGGUGGUUCUCUUAUUCAAUGGGAGUUGCUUAACCCCAACCCUCAUCAUCUGGAAUUAUCGUUUGACGUGCGAACUCGGCAGUCUGUAAGUUUACACCAAUGGAGCAGCCUCCGCCAACCUUUGUUAUCUGUGCGUUGGAGUGCCUUGCGGGCGUUUCAGUUCAGAUUGGCAACUGGAGGUCGACUUGUUGUCUCUGCUACGGGCUUGAAAAAUGGCAACCGAAAGCCGAGAACCGCUUCAUCUCUUCGGGAUAGACAGUGGUGGGUAGAAUUGACGAUAGACGGUAUUCACCCACGUUCUGCUUCGAUCGACUGGGACACAGGCGACCCGGUUCAACAAGGCCUUCUUAUCGGUGCUGAUCCAGUUCACGGUUUUGGUCCUCUUGUUCCACCUUUCCCGCUUGCUGAUGCCCCCGUCAUCGGACGAAUGCCACAAGUGGAGCAGAACCGCGUGACCAAUGGAACUAACGGAGAGAUGGUACUACGUUCGGGUAUUGUGGGUUGUUUUCGCGAUAUUCAAGUCAGUCAGAUCAAACUUCCUUAUCAAAUCAACUAUCCAACUGUCAUGACGGAACCCCUCUCGAGUCCGACCGUCCAUUCCUAUCCGACCCCCAUCUUGGUCCGCGCUCUCAAUAUCGAUUAUGGAUGUGAUCCAGGAGCAACUGUUUCCGGAGCCUGCGCUUCCGGACCAUGUCUUCAUGGAGGCACUUGCACCCCGGGUUCACAACCAGGUUCCACGGCAGCGUACACAUGCCACUGUCCUGCUUUAUUUCACGGACAUCACUGUGAACGCACCAGCGACGCUUGUUUGCUCCAACCUUGUCAGAACGGAGGCAGUUGUCAAGCCCUACUUGGUCCCAGUUUGGCGAAAACCCCAGCGAACUCUGGUCUAGCCGCUUAUCGCUGCGUUUGUCCCGCUGGUGUGUCUGGACUUCAUUGUGAAUUGUUACACGAGACUCUACCAGCUCAUGGAAAUGAAGCUCAAAAAGGCUCUUGGCCCAGUGGCCCUGGUUGUCACUCAGCUCGCUUGAUUUUACAAUAUUCCAGGCUAAUCGGUCCCCGAAUAUCACCAAGUGCCUCUCAAUGGAUGCACCCAACAUUCCCACCUGCUCAGUCACAUACCUCAAGUUCGUCGUCUGCUUCUGUUUGCCUCAACAGUGGUGUUUGCUUGGAGUCGCCAAGUGGACCAUAUUGCUCCUGCCCGGCUGGUUGGCAAGGUGCUCGCUGUGAACAUGAUGUGAAUGAAUGUCAGUUGGCUGAUCUGAUUUUCUCCCGGCAACGAUCAUCCAACACUCCUAUUACGGAUUCGGUACAGCUCAAAUUGAGCGAAUCGCACGGCGUCAGUGCUGGCGGUUUAUGCAGUCCAUUCGAAGUUGGGCGUGGCGUGUGUGUCAACACUCCAGGCUCGUAUCAGUGUAAUUGCUCGCUUGGGUUCGGUGGUCGUUAUUGUCAGACCAAGACUUUGAUCCCAAUCACACCGGAUCCCAAUGCACUGGGGUUGACCCAACUCCAUAUUUAUGUCAUCGUUGGACUCCUGGCAUUCUUGUUCCUUGCUGCCCUGACUACCAUUGUUUUGCUGGCUUGUCGCGCCCGUGGCUUCUUUGGCAGUAUCAUCGUGGCCGAUGCGAGAACGAGUAAGACGAGCGGGUCUUAUUUGUGGCCCCCCAGAGAUAAACAUGUGCAGUCAUCACACAAACCACCGGCACCAUCCCCCGACCCACAGCACUACCGGUACCCCAAUUCAGACGCAAGCAGUUUGGCAGGGGUCCCCUUUCUUGCUCCUAGCCCCAGACAUCCCGUUCAUUCAAGUCAUUUUGGCACGCAUUCCAGCUGCCAUGGUUUUCCGUCUGCACGUAUUGCCCAUCGCCGACCAUCUUUGGCUUCGUCAACAUUUGCUAUUCCAUGCAAUAUAGAUGAUAGCACCAUGGCGUUACUCUCUGGUCAUACUGAAAUUUCGAAACGAGGUAGUGGAAGUAGUGCAGCUGCGACCGUGACCGAUUACGUAGACAGAGAGGACUCUUCGGCAGCUGGUACCUCACGAUUACUGCUCUAUCCCACCUCAGGUGGCGAACCCGUACCUGUUGUAAUGAUGAUGUCGCCGACCAUGCCAUAUGCAGGAUCUGUAUGUUCCGUCGGUAACCGAGCGUCUGCCAUUCCACACCAUUCACCAGCUUCUUCUAUGCUGUUCUACGGACAUGCGGGCUUAUCAGGAGCUGGGACGCCAACCAACCAGGGAAGCUCGUCUUACGUUGGCUACAAUGUCGAGCCACCGGGUUCUGCCUGCGUCAUCCCCCGCCAGUUUCAUCCUGCUUCUCAGAUGGCAUUUUAUCAAACUGGCACACAUGCCACAUGUCUUCCUCAACCUCAGUCCCACCAUCAACAUCCAUCACUCAUUGGUUUACGACCCAAUUCCGUAGUGGGUUCAGAUAGGCUGUCGUUAGGUUCUGGUAGCGAUCGGUUUUCCGCUCAUGGUAGUCAGAUCCUCAUUCAGUCAACUUCGAACGGCCCAUCUCAUUUGGGGCCAUAUCAUCCAUCCCAGGCAUUUGCACACCAUCCGUUGUUAACACCCCAGGUGUUGCAUCCCAGUCGUAUCCAAAUUUCACAACACGCCAGUACCUCAGAAUUGUAUCAUCCUGGGGAUCAGACGGAGGCCCCUAUGGCAGUCGAGGCGACCGGGACACUUAGACCGGAAAACAGCAAUACUUUGAAACCCAAAAUCCCUGACGGCGAAAAGCAGUAUGCAGCGGAUCGUACCGAUGCCUUUGAAUCGUCGCCCACGCGAAGGCUCCAUGAGUACCAAAAACCGCGACCUUUGCCCGCCAACUUGCAGCACUCUUCCGGUCAAGUUUCUAAUCAACCCUUCACUGAAGGCACUGUCUGUGCACCAAGUAUAGUCGCGGAUACCUCACCCCACAUGCUCCGUGCGGAUCGUUCCAUGAGACCCCAUUCAACAUCCUUUGAAGCAAACCACUGGAAUAUUGUCUUCUCAGGCUGGCCCGUCUGGUCGGUCCCGUAUCAUGCGCCGUGUCUCCACCCCUACUCCUCCAUGAAUAAUCUCAACUCAAACACUGUCACCUCUGUACAUCAGAGGCCGUGUUCGAUGGUCAAUCCUUGCGUACGAACUCUUCAAACAGUCAACGAGCCCGAGCGAGAAACUUCUGAUCCACAGUCCGCUUUUUUACCAUCCUAUCCCCUGAUGUGCGUAGGAGUACCUCAAUGUAGAGAAACACCCAGGAGUCAAUCUGUAAGCGAAGCAUCACACUCUGCAGAAGUACAAACAAGUAUUUCAAGUGUGUCAGCAUUUGUUCCGAGAUUCUCUCAGCGUAGUGUAUUGCGAUCAAGUUUACGUCCUCGCGGAGCAGUUGGAGCCGUCGCACGUCGAAGCGCUCGUCAUUGUCGUGGUCACACGAACGGUUUACCACCUCUGGCUUCAAGGCCCGUGUCUGCCCAACUUUUGAAAUUACUCCCGUCCCAAAACCGUCCUCGUAUGGACCACUCCGAUUCAGAUCUAUCUGCCUACAUGAAUGGUGACCCGAGUGGUGAUGCAACCCCAACAUUAUGCAAAGUUAGCCGUCCACCGAAACCUUUGGACGACACUACAGUACCCUUUGUGGACGAAAUCCCUUUAGCUGAACUCGAAGUUGAUGCACCGACCAGACACAGUAAUUCAGCUUUUCAACCACACCAUCCGCUGCCGAAGUCCCAUGUGAACAAUGGAUCAUCUGAUCAACAAACUCUGGACCAUGUGCAGUCUGACAAGCACCAGUUUGUCGAAAACAGACUAAAUGGAUCGGAUAGCCAAAGGAGUUGUGAACAAUCAAGUACUCAGCAAGGAACAGUGCCCUGGAGUACCUUCACUAAACACACUCCGGACGGGGGGUUCCUUGUUAAUGGUUCGAACGAAGAUUAUGACUCGAGCACACUUCGGCCACAUCCUACCGCCUCCUCAGCAGGCAAGGUGGACGGAUCUCCUACUGUCGUCUGACCCGGGUCAUCGAUCUAGGAUGGUAGACCUAUUUUCAUGUCAACUCAAAUACAUGAUUUGUCAUGCACUCAACUCACAACAUUUGAUGCAUAUCCUCAGGUUUCAAAGGGCACCAAAUGGACAGCCACACCUCGCGGAGUACUAUGCCCCGCACAUAUCCUUUCUUUUCCCGGUUAAUUCCGCUGCUGUUUACAAAGGUCGACACACGGUAACACGACUGCCUCCCUUUGCCGGCCAGUUUCCUGCGGUGGUGAUUUCUGCCAUGGGAGCCACUUGUUAUUCGAUCUCGCAUUUCAGUCCCUUGUUUGGACUCGUUUUUUCUCAUUUUUCGACCAUGUCCUGUUUACCCUGACCGAUACUGUCAAUACUACUACCAUUACUACUACUGUUGCUAUAACGAACAGCCAUAUUUAUUACAACUACCGGUACUUUUAUUCUUCCACGAG